Messenger RNA from Ixodes scapularis (black-legged tick), 666 nucleotides. RefSeq lists its product as uncharacterized. The record is from RefSeq and is a predicted model, not a curated record. Bases 1 to 666 code for a protein of 221 amino acids. The transcript has a single exon. Lineage: Eukaryota; Metazoa; Arthropoda; Arachnida; Ixodida; Ixodidae.
AUGGAGUUUGAUUGUGCCGAGGCCAUGCGCCUCGUGCAGGCACGUUUGAGCCAGUAUCUGGCACUAGAAAUAGAGCUUGACUCUACGAGAAGCGAGAGGGAAGUUGUAGAGAUGGCACUCUUCGCCAACUCUUUUACGAUUGCCGCUUUUGCCGUGCAAAGCGCAGAGCGGAUUGAACGCAGGCUCUGGUCCUACCAGAGGGGCGAGAGCUGGUUUGAGACGACCUUGCCGCACCUUGGCGUCCAGAACUUCAAGGCGUGCUUCCGAGUUAUGCCCUGUACAUUUCGCUAUCUCGUCGACGUGUGCCGCCCGACGAUGGAAAGAGAAACGACGAACAUGCGGACCCCGAUCAGUGUCGAGAAGCGCGUGGCGAUUGCAUUGUAUAAACUAUGCUCAACAGCCGAGGACAGAACGAUAGGCCAUCUUUUUGGCGUAGGUCGCGCAACAGUGAAUAUCGUGUACCGCGAGUUCUGCGGUACGAUCGUGGCCAAGCUAGAGGAGUCGACAGUGGCGAUGGUGCGGCAAACCGAACUCUACAACCACAUGUUGGAGUUCGAGGCCGUCUGCGGCUUCCCAAGCGCCAUCGGAGCCUUGGACGGCUGCCACCUUGCAGUGUCACCGCCGAAACAUCAGGAUUGCGACUACCGGAACUACAAGGGAUGGUAA